Seminavis robusta is the source of this 786-nucleotide messenger RNA. NCBI's taxonomy places the organism in Eukaryota, Bacillariophyta, Bacillariophyceae, Naviculales, Naviculaceae. The record is from the annotation of a GenBank genome assembly.
UAGCUAGUUACAGCUGUAUAUAGCUUGUACAUGUACUUGUAAGCUAUGAGAUCUAGUAGCUGAUUCAUGGACGGGAUAAUAUAUAUUUCGGGAGUUGUUAACUCCUGGUCUUGCACAUAGGCCGGAUGGCCUGCCUGCGCACAAAGAAUGGAAAACACAUGUGGUCAGGCAGGCGACCAGGAAAAAGCACGAAUGAAGCUGGGGUAUCACUUACCAUGUGAACAAUUUUCCAAAAUGCGGCAAGUCAGAGAUGCAACCCCCAAAAUACCCUCCAAAUGCACCAUUGCCAGCAGUGACAUGCACCGGACACAGCAACAACAAAGAUCAACCCAAUCGGAAGAGGAAGCGACCAGCCAUCAUGAAGAGGAAGAGACCACCAUGAACUUAGCGGAAGAGGACGACACCAUUGCCGACGGGGUUGAUAGGAAAGGAUAGCAAACUUCAUUGAGACAAGAAAAGUGAAAGAUAAUGAAGGGCGAAGGAGUAGCAGCACCCAAAAACUCAAGAAAUUUGGCGGCAAGAGCAAGCAAGAAGAAACGCCAGAGUAGCAAGGAGACAGGAAGGCGACAAUGUGCAUUGCCAGGACGGAGUCCUGCUGGCGGAUAGGGGAGGAUACUCACAAUUUGGAGUGGAACAACAAAUUACAUGGUUGGAAAUCGCUGUUUAGCCCACCCAAUGCGGCUGUUUGCGACAAGGAAUCGCCCAAAAAGAAAUUGGAGAUGGCAAUAUACGAGUAACACCAGCUGGCGAUACUCCCAAGCAAUACAUAGGCAGACGUUUUAGAUA